Messenger RNA from Strongyloides ratti, 489 nucleotides. RefSeq lists its product as hypothetical. Lineage: Eukaryota; Metazoa; Nematoda; Chromadorea; Rhabditida; Strongyloididae. The record is from RefSeq and is a predicted model, not a curated record. The transcript has a single exon. The coding region runs from base 1 to 489 and encodes 162 amino acids.
AUGCAAGGAAGUCUUUAUCAGAUAAAAGUAAAGCUAUUAGAUUUACUGAAAAUAUUUCAAGAGAACUUUUUAAAUUUUCAAAGUAAAAUUUUCACUUUGGUUACUGAUUUUAUUGAUUUAGAAAAUAAGAUAAAUCCAGCAAAAUUAAGACAAAUUGCAAGACCUUGUCCUCCUAAUCAAUUUUGUUCAUAUGGAGAUGGUAUACAAGUACAACUAAUAACAGUUACAUUAAAACCAGUAACAUAUCCAACUACAAAAAUGCCUUCAACAACACAGACUACAAAGACUACAUCAACAAUAACAGUUACAGUAACUACACCAUCAACACCGGUUAUAACGCAAACACAAACAGCACCAAGUCAACAGACAACAAUAAACGUAUCGAAAUUGGCAGAAGCAACAUCUAGUUAUAUUGGCAAUGAAAUCAUUAUGAACAUGAAAAAGAAUAGAAAAAAAUCUAAUAAAACUAAACGUCAAAGAAAAUUUUAA